CAUGCUGUACAUGCCUUCUGUGACCCUGAGCAAAUCACAACCUCUCCAGCCCUGCUUCUUCAUCUAUCAAAUGGAAACAAGCACAUUUGCAUUCCCUACCUCUGAGUGGGAUUGGGCUGAAAGUACUUCAGGAACCUUAGCAUGACAGGGAGAUGGGAGGUUAUAUUUGUAUUCUGACUGGCCCUGGAAUGGAGAAAGAGCUGAGCUAGGGACAGGAGGACUACUAGGCGGUCCCCCUCCCCAGGUUUCCCAGACAGGGAGGGCAGAGUCAGAGGACCAGCAUCAGCCUCCUUUCUUUCGGUCUCAUCUUUUCAGACCCAGUUGGAUCUCUGGGUGUGUAUGGGGGUGCUAGUGUGUCCCUGAUUGUGGUGGAGGGUGGCUGCCUCCACCCGGGACUGUGUGGUACUUGCCUGUGCUCAUCCCAGGUCGAAGCUCAAGAGGGAUGGGGGCAGGGGAGCAACCUGGGGGGGGGUGGCCCUCAGCCUUCCCUUUCUCUAUCCCUGGCCUAGACCACAGCUGACCAGAGGAAUUCACACCAGUGGGAGCGCUUUCUCCUUCCUCAGUGAUGAGUUUUUACGAGAUGAGUCACUUCAGUUUCUUCUCCCGGGAGGUGGGCUCCUCCAGGGAUCUGCACUCUCUGGAUACCAGCUACAACCCAAAGCCUUGUCACUUGGAGCCCUACCCCUUCCAGGAGCCGAUCGUGGGUAAGCAGCCACCGCCUGUGUCUUCCCAGGCCUUGGAUGUCUUCUACAGAUCCCUCCCUCGCAGCCCCCAUCUCCCGGCUACGAAUGACUGGAACAGAGCCCUGUUUGACUUCAGGUGCACAAACUUGUGUGUGAACGGCGCCCUGCUCCCCUGCCUGCUGGCCUGUUUUGUGGCUGACACCCAAGGAGAAUGUUGCUGUCUCCCCUACCUGCCAGGGGCCCUGGUGGCUAUGAGGACCUCCCUAAGGGUUACUCAAGGUAUCCAGGUCAGCCAAUCCCUUUCCCCACGUCCCCCUGCUCUAUCCCCACGGAGCCCUACCUUUGGCCUUAGAAGACGCCAGCCUCUAUGGCCUUUCCAUUUUCCACGGGUCUUUACCCAAUCAAGUCCCCAGUACAAUCCCUCACUGCCUUCCCAUCCUUAUCCCUCAUGAGCUACUCAAUCCCAAGGUCCUACCAUGCAAAUCUCCAUUCUCCAUUGGACUUCCAUCCAAGUUUCCAGUUCUCUUGUGUUCCUCCUUUAUGCUGCUCCUGUCCCUGUAGGACUCCCCUCUAUAUCGCUAGCUACUUUUCUAUAAAUCCACUCAUCCAAACCUCCAUCUGUUCCUACGGGCCUUUUCCAUGGCUGUCCAAACUCAUCUCUCAUGGGACCCCCACCCCUCGCUCCAUCAACAUCUCCACAAUUCUUCUCAUCUGUCCUCUAAGCAGGAGCCCCCGUUACCCGUAGCCAUCCAGUCCGAAUCUCCAUUAAC
This is a messenger RNA of Vombatus ursinus (common wombat), 1453 nucleotides long. It is a transcript of the gene CNFN, whose product is annotated as cornifelin. Bases 566 to 1135 code for a protein of 189 amino acids. NCBI's taxonomy places the organism in Eukaryota, Metazoa, Chordata, Mammalia, Diprotodontia, Vombatidae. The transcript has 2 exons. Gene Ontology annotation, cellular component: cornified envelope. The record is from RefSeq and is a predicted model, not a curated record.